Messenger RNA from Panthera uncia (snow leopard), 1339 nucleotides. RefSeq names its product olfactory receptor 10J4-like. NCBI's taxonomy places the organism in Eukaryota, Metazoa, Chordata, Mammalia, Carnivora, Felidae. Gene Ontology annotation, cellular component: membrane. Gene Ontology annotation, molecular function: G protein-coupled receptor activity; olfactory receptor activity. The transcript has a single exon. Bases 1 to 936 code for a protein of 311 amino acids. Gene Ontology annotation, biological process: G protein-coupled receptor signaling pathway. The record is from RefSeq and is a predicted model, not a curated record.
AUGCCAAGGCUCAACUUGACCGCCGUGACAGAGUUCACCUUUGAAGGUUUUUCCGUUUUGGGGUGGCAGCACAGACUCGUUCUCUUUGCGGUCUUUCUGGCCUUGUACCUGUUGACCCUCGCCAGCAAUGCCAUCAUCUUGACCGUUAUCCGCCUCAACCGUCAACUUCACACACCCAUGUACUUCUUCCUGAGCAUACUGUCCAUCUCUGAGACCUGUUAUACAGUGGCCAUCAUCCCCCGUAUGCUGUCCAGUCUCCUCAGCCCCCAACGAGCCAUCUCCAUCCCACACUGUGCCACUCAGCUCUUCUUCUAUCUCGCCUUCGGCAUCAACAACUGCUUCCUGCUCACGGCCAUGGGGUAUGACCGCUACGCGGCCAUCUGCAACCCCCUGCGGUAUUCCGUCGUCAUGGGCAAAAGGACUUGUCUUCAAUUGGCGAGUGGCUCCCGGAGCAUUGGCCUGAGCACGGCCAUCAUUCAGGUGUCGUCUGUGUUCAGCCUGCCCUUCUGUGAUGCCAACGUCAUCUCCCACUUCUUCUGUGACAUCCGGCCCCUGAUGCAGCUGGCCUGUGCUGACACCACCAUCAAAGAACUUGUCACCUUGCUCAUCAGUCUGUGUGUCCUUGUUCUGCCCGUGGUGCUGAUCGUCAUCUCCUACGUCCUGAUUGUCUCCACCAUCCUCAAGAUCCCCUCUGCCCGGGGCCGGAAGAAGGCCUUUGCCACCUGCGCCUCCCGCCUCACGGUGGUCGUCGUCCACUACGGCUGCGCCUCCGUCAUCUACCUAAAACCCAAGUCUCACGACUCCCUGAAGGACAGACUCAUCUCCGUGACCUACACGGUCAUCACACCCCUCCUCAACCCUGUUGUGUACAGCCUGAGGAACAAAGAAGUCAAGGAUGCCUUGCUCAGAGCUUUGGGCAAAAAUCCUCUCUCUUAGGUGCUGGUCGGUCUCCGUAAAAGUCAACAGUUUGCUGAGGGGUCGCAGUGAGAGAGUGAGUCUGACACCAGGCACCCGGUACCUGAUCCGGGCAGCAGCUAGGACUGAGAGGGCUACAGGAACGCGAGGAAGGAAAAGAUGAACGAGGGGUUGAUGGAUUUCCCAAGACCAAUAGGGGGGCUUCUCAGGCUUGAUGAAAACCAGGCAAGAUAAAGCAUACUCAGGAGCUGUGCUGUAACGUUAGUCCCUGUUCCUGUUACCCUUGGCAUAAGGGACUGGAAACUGGUAGUGAGGGUGGGAAGAAUAUAUAGUAUCUAUCACAGGAAUUUAUGGGAUCGGAACUUGGCCUCGGCAUGGAAAUCGAGAGCACUGAAAUAACAAGUUCUCCAUUAUUUACACCUAA